Messenger RNA from Rhinichthys klamathensis goyatoka, 1660 nucleotides. It is a transcript of the gene larp6b, whose product is annotated as La ribonucleoprotein 6, translational regulator b. NCBI's taxonomy places the organism in Eukaryota, Metazoa, Chordata, Actinopteri, Cypriniformes, Leuciscidae. Gene Ontology annotation, molecular function: mRNA binding. The transcript is spliced from 4 exons. Gene Ontology annotation, biological process: RNA processing. The record is from RefSeq and is a predicted model, not a curated record. The coding region runs from base 110 to 1537 and encodes 475 amino acids. Gene Ontology annotation, cellular component: nucleus.
UUUUUCAAUUGUGACGUAUGGACGUUUAAAUCAGGAUUCUAAAAAGGGAUCACCUGUUUUCAGGAGAUGUGUGGCGGGAAACGGGGAAGCAGACAGGGAAGUCGUCAGCAUGUCCUCACCUGGUUUUACUGACAUCUUCCAUUGUGAGGACACUCCGCAGUCUAAGGGACCGUUCUCAUACACUGACGAUGGGCUAAAUGAUAGUUUGGACGGGAGUUCGACUGAACUGAUUGAUGUUUUUGAAGAGGAAUUCUGUGAGGGUGAACUCUGGAUUCCUCCGAACGACGAUCUGACCCAAAAAAUUGCAGCCCAGCUCGAGAACUACUUUUCAGAUGAAAAUCUAUCAGAUGACGCUUUUCUGCUUAAACAUGUCCAAAGAAACAAGAUGGGUUACGUUAGUCUGAAGCUGCUGACAUCUUUCAAAAAGAUUCGAGAUCUGACGCGUGACUGGCGCACCACACUGGCUGCUUCGAGAACCUCUCCGCAGCUGGAGGUCAAUGAGAUGGGAACCAAGGUGCGACGACGCACUCCAGUGCCCGAUUGGCUCCUGUGCAUUCCCACCAGCAAGCUGCUUCUGGCCUGGAACUUCCUGGACGGUGUCGGCCCAGUCAAGGAUGAGUGGAAUGGGUCACCGGGUGGGGAGCAGCCAGGCAUCAUGGAAGCGGCAAUGCGGGUGUUUUCCCCCUACGGCACCAUUUCAUCUCUUCGCAUUCUGCGCCCAGGCAAAGAGAUCCCUGCAGAGUUGAAACGCUACACUAAGAAACACCUGGAAAUGGGGCGCAAAGUGUGUGCCGUGGUGGAGUACGAGUAUCUAGAGGGCGCGCGUAAGGCAUACGACACCCUGAGGGCAGAAGAGCGGCAGCAGGGAGGAAGGGGCGUUUGUGUGGUCCUGUUGGGCAGCCGUGGGACUCGUAAGCCGGGAUGGAGCCAAAACCUAGUGGAGGAAAUGUCGGAAGAAGGGAUUGACAAUGACAGUUUAAAAAAGCCCACCAGAAAAGCCAGGCGGUACCUUUACACUCUGGAGGAUUCGGCUGUUUGCAGCUCUUCAGAGUCCGAUUUUGCCCCCGCCUCACCCCGGCCCAACCGCAGGGUGUCCCGCCCUCAGGCCCUCUACGGCAGUCCCCUCGCCAUCCCGCGGAUAUCCACCUUCCGCUCGGACCCUUACAGGAAUCCUCUUGGCAGUCCCGUUGGAAGCCCCCUCCUGCCUCGCAAGCUUUUCCCUUGCAGUCAUGUGACCUCUCCUCUGGCCACGCAUCCGUUCAGCAGCACGCCCACUGGAGCCGGGACGUCCGCCUUCUUCAGGCACAAGGGCUCGGAUGAGCUCUCUCCGGAUGACACGGGGUUCACCGGCAGCCCGUGGGUCCAGAGACGGAAAAAUGCCGCCCAGGUCAUUCAGCCCGAGAUGGGAAGCUUGCUGUCACCCGAUCAGAUUGUGAGGUCUUCGGGUGUCCUGGUUGUGCGCCAGCCUGUCGGCCCGGACGGGACCAAGGGUUUUCACAACUGCAUUGGUAGAGGGAAGGUGCUGUUACCCCACUGACCCUGUCAAAUGCAUUAUGAAGUCUUUUUUUUUCCACUGAGCCUGUAUUUGUGCAGUGCAACAGAAGCACUUUUAAUGCAACACAAUUACUGACAACUUUAUUUCUUCUAUCAAUGAAAAUGG